Messenger RNA from Cryptomeria japonica (Japanese cedar), 888 nucleotides. RefSeq lists its product as uncharacterized. Bases 281 to 802 code for a protein of 173 amino acids. The record is from RefSeq and is a predicted model, not a curated record. Lineage: Eukaryota; Viridiplantae; Streptophyta; Pinopsida; Cupressales; Cupressaceae. The transcript has 2 exons.
UAAUGUCUCAGCCUAGUGGAAGUGGUGCCUCAAAGGCAACCCCGGUUAGAAGGGAUAAGGCUUGGAAACAUGGCAUCCUCGGUUCCAAAAAAAGAGAAGUAACAUGUAUUCAUGGCAAAACAAAAUAUAAUGGGGGGGUAUUAACCAGCUGAAAUAUCACAUUGCACAAAUAGAAUGUCAUGAUGCAAAACCAUGCAAAAUAGCAUCCCCUGAGGCUAUUCGUGAAGUACAAGCUCAAUUAGAGGAAUUUGAAGAGAGAAAAAAAUUAAAAAGGAAGCAAAUGGAAGAAAUGGCAGCCAUUGGUGGAGAGGCUUCUUCAAAUCCUCGACCUCCAUUCCUUGGAUCUGGAAGUAGUGGUAGCGCAAGUGUGAGCAUUGGGCCUCACAUUCAUAAAAAUAAAUCCACAUUAGACUCACUUAUUGUUCCAUGCACGACUUUGGGUGCCCAACCAUUGCUUGAGAGCAUGGGUUGGAAUCAGGAGAAACAUGAUGCUACGAAAAUGGCAAUUGGAGACUUUUGGUUCUACAACAAUGUUCCAUUUCAUGCAGUGAGGUAUCCAUACUCGCAAAUCAUGGUAGAUGACAUUACCGGUUGUGGUCAAAGGUUCAAAGCCCCUAAUGAUGAGGAGAUAAAAGGCCCUAUUUUGAAUCAAAAGGUGGUUGAUGUUAAAGCCAAAAUUGCCGAGCAGUGUGAGAUAUGGAGGAGGAAGGGUUGCACCAUCGUUACUGAUGGUUGGAUUGACAGAAGAAGUAGAACACUAUUGAUUUUUCUUGUCUCCUCAUUAGGCAAUUGUACUUUGUAGUUUGUAUUUUGUAAAGUAUAUUUAUCAUUGGUUUAGUGACUUUUUUAAUUUUUAUUAUACUAAAUCUCUCUUUUUUUCUUUCUUAG